Scophthalmus maximus (turbot) is the source of this 3902-nucleotide messenger RNA. It is a transcript of the gene c15h14orf180, whose product is annotated as chromosome 15 C14orf180 homolog. Gene Ontology annotation, biological process: positive regulation of Golgi to plasma membrane protein transport. Gene Ontology annotation, cellular component: transport vesicle; trans-Golgi network; plasma membrane. The coding region runs from base 1214 to 2278 and encodes 354 amino acids. The transcript has 18 exons. The record is from RefSeq and is a predicted model, not a curated record. Lineage: Eukaryota; Metazoa; Chordata; Actinopteri; Pleuronectiformes; Scophthalmidae. Gene Ontology annotation, molecular function: connexin binding.
UCCCAAUCAAGAGCUAAACACGCAGGUGGAACCACAGCGUCGUGAUUGUUCUUCCAGAGGAGACAGGAGACAGAGAGGAGACAGUCACUUCACACGGACAGCCGAUCAGUUGCCCCGGCCCGGUACCAGGCCCGACGGAUGCAGCGUCAGCCUCAGCAGCCCCGUCUCCCCGUCUCUGUACCUGUAACAAUGAACCAGCCCUGCUGUCAACUGAAGCGCUGAAGCUCUGAAGGCAAUGAAACAGCUCGGCUUCGUACACUAGAUCUUUUCACCCUGAGGAGGAUUUGCACCACAGCAGGGAAGUUUCUGUCAGCCUAAGCAGGAUACUUAUUUUACGUGUAAUCUUCUUUCAACCUGCUUUCCAUAUCUUUUUUUUUUUUUUUUUUACAAUAUAAACCUCUUCUUUUUUAUCAAAAGAUCAAAACAAAACAGUCACCAGAGGAGUGCUUCAACCCUGUCACUCCUCGCUGACAGACCUGAUCUUCAGUGAAAAUUGUCUAGGGGGCUCCAGUCACACAUGGGAGCUUCCCACGUUGGCGCUGAUUAAAAGGCGCCAACAUUCUCCAGCCCUCAGGAGAAGAGCUGCAAGGAAUCGUUCCUAUUCAGGAAACCCAGGCCUGCAUGCUGCUGGAAAAAGCAUUCGUAUUCCCAUUUUCCGUAAUGGUCACUCAUCAUGGAGCUGUGACUUCAAACAACCAGCACUCAACCUGAAGCCUGAUGCUCCCCUCUGAUCUGCUGGCUGACUCUGCACAUAGGAGAUCAUUAGGUCCAGGAUGGAGAGACACCAUGAACAGGCAAACACAUAGCAGCUCCGCUACUGAAAGAAUCCAAUCACAUUUGGAGCUUGUGUCCCAAUUCAUGGGCCGUCUCCUCCUGAGCCCGAUGAAGACCUAUUGCAUCGCAGCCGGCACGACUCGGGUGUCCCAUUUCGGGGGGCUCCUUCAAAUGCGGCCCAACAAACGCAUCCUCCCAACCCCGAGUAACGAAGGAUCUAAUGGGUGGAUCCUUCCCGGCCCACCCAAUCCCAGGAUUCAUUGCGCGCUGAUAUGUGACUGGAGGGUGACAGGAGCUGCGGGAGCAACUGAGCAGCAUUGAAAGCAGGAGGAGAAGACUUGUUAUCAUGAGCGGAGUGGCGUAAAGAGGAGCGUUUGUCUUGAGCCUCAGCUGGUGGAGCUCUGAUGGAAGGCAGUGCUGGCUCCGGUUGGGACUGGGGAUGCUGAACAGGGGGAGGGAGGGCCUGUUUGAGCUGGGACAGCGGCUCCAGCAGCAGGGGGAGUACCAGGCCGCCCUCCACUGCUUCCUCAGCUGCCUGUUGGGACUGACCCAUGUGCAGAGCUUCACCUCUCUGCCCAACUGCCUCCACCAGAUUGCAGAGCUCUUCAUCACUGAAAAGAAUUAUGGGAAGGCCCUCCAGUUCAUCCAGGCUGAAAAAAUGUUCUACGAAGUGGCACUGAUCGAGCUCACCGCUCUUCACGGGAGCACAGGGCCUCAGGAGGAGGCAACACUGGGCUCUGGGGGAUGGACGACCCCGGAGGAGCUUUCGGAGCAGGCCUCCCAGGCUCAGCACCUCGAACGGCUGGCUCAGCUCUGCAUCAUGAGCAAACAACCUCACCUUGCUCUAGAAUACAGCGGCAAGGCUACAAAGAUCCACCAGAGGGCCUUUGGUAAUGACCACCCGAUCACAGCCAGAAGCCUCGAGCUAAUGGCCACUGUCUAUGCUGAGAUUGGCAAGACUGAAUAUUCAGACUCCCUGGGUCAGUGUGUGUCUGCACUGUCCAAACGCUUAGCUGCUGCGGAAUCCAUCAGAGACUCAACCGUCAACUGUCUUCCUCAAUCCCACCGGGAGAAACACUCAGAGGUCCGCCACAGGAAGGACAUCCACCACCAACAGGAGGACACACCAAAAGCCAAGGUAACAAAUGGCAAAGUCCCCACCUCCAUUCUUAAGAGGCCGAGCCCAAACUACGGGUCAGACGCAGAACUGAACCACAGGAGGAAAGGCGAACGGAGGGUUCGAUUCCGAGAGCCAGAGACCACAGUACAUGAUAUCCCAUACUGUGACUGUUUAGGUGCCUACGAGACGACACCGUCCCGCCCCCACCUCGCCCUCUUCACUUGCCUCUUCCUGCUGAUGUCAUUCCUGGGUGUGGCCAUGUACUGCACAGACCGCCGGCGCCCACAGCGAGUGUGUGAGGAGCUGGAGGCCGCUUUGGCCGUCUACCUGCUGCACAUGAAACAGCUUCUGUGGGGUUGCUGGAUAUGGUUGACCAUGCAAUGACUGAGACUGACCACAGGUGGAGACAUGGAGCCUUCUUUCAUUUUUUUUCUUCUUCCUAUCUUUGAAGUUGCCCACUGGCCUACAAACACCUCAGCCAUUCGGCAGGGCUCUGUACACUGUCUGUGGUGCUGAUUCACUCUCGCAGUGAAAAAGGGAAAAUGUAUGAUCCCAGAAAUAUGUAGCUUCCAUGUCUUUAUGUACAUAUAUAUCAACGCGGCGGGCGCGCCGCUCCUUAUUUAAGUUGUGAUGACAUUUUGCACAUCUGCAAUGUUGAUACUCACAUAUAACACAUGUAAUCACAACAACCAUGUGAAUUUUCACUUCACACUCACAGUCUCUUGUAGUGGACGUGAGUGAAUGUCUCCAUGGAAUGCAAAUAUUUAUUUUGUUACCGUUACAUGAUUUGUGUAUAGCAAGAUAUUACACAGAACCGAAUGUGUAUAUAUGGCUCAAUAUCAAAAGGACUAUCACAGUAUUCAGCCUUGUAUUUGCACAGAAAUGAAUGUAGAGAUGUUAGGAAACACUUUCAUUGGCUCAGCCCACAUUUGAGAGGAGGAGGGUGGAAGCACAAAUGUCUGAACUGUUCGAUAAUGAACCCGUGAGCAAGAAAACACAGGGCUGCAUCUCUUUACAGGUUGAAUGACUUACAUUAAGAACACCUCUUUCUUUAUAGGCUUUGUAUUGUCUGUUUGUCUGACUGUCGCCUGAUUUGUAGUUCCACUGAGAAGAAUAUCUGCACCUGCAAUAUUAUCUAUCAUGGAAGAGGAUAUACUCAAACAGAAUGAAUGCUAAUGCAUUUGACCCAUGCUUCUCUUUGUAACUGCUUGAAUCCCACAAAGUAUCCUUUAUCCUAAAUGUUAUUUAUUCUUCUAUACUCAACGUCCGCAUCUACGCAAAUAUCCUACAUUCGAUUAUUUAAAUUUUUUUAACUUUUGUUACGUUGCAUUUCUAUUUAUUUUUUUUAAAUUCAAACAGAAUUCAGGUUUUGGUGAUGAUAUCAACUGCACAUCAAGCUAUUGACAACUGUAUGGGUAGAUGUAGGCUCAAGGAACAUUUGCAAAAAAAAAACAGGGAUUCACUCCUUAUAUGUUUUUGAGGCCAAACAGAAACAUAACAGCAUCAGAUUCUGACUGAUAUUGUUCCGAGUCCCUUUAUCAAAUAAAGCAAUUCAAAUUCAAACAGCCAGAUCACCACACAAGUGGCUCAAAGGCCACAGUGAUACACAUCUCUCAUCAUGAGCAAUAACACACAUCACAUAGUUUCCGGUCAAACAUUGUUCUUUAUACAUAUAUCUUUGUAACAGGUUUCAGGGAACUCAGAGGAAAAGUGUUGGAUUUCAGAUAUCUCACAUGUGAAAGUCAAAGCAAUAUGAGGCUAAUGACGCCUGUAGAGAAGAAAGAAAUACUCUCAACUCUGUACUGUCAAACCAAACUGUCAUUAGCAAUAAACAAUACCCAGUGAACUCAUGUCCUGUUGCUGCACAUUUAGCUUAGAGGCCUCGUUUCACGGCUGUCCAAACAUUUAUGGUCACUUUGAAAGAAGUGCCUUGAUGGAGGGUUUUUCUUCGUUCCUGCCAUUUUUAUGGUUUCGAUUGUUUUGAAUAAAACUGUCAUUGCCUAUCAAA